CUCUGCGAUAGUGCGAGAAAUCUGGUACUUGGAUGUCGGUAUGAGCCAUACGAGACUGCUGUAUUUGCGUGGGUGCUGUUUAAAGAAAUAUACAUUUAAAGCGUGAGACGUGUAAAUUAUAUAUUAGUAAUGUAACUUUCUACCUUUUUCCUUUCUUUUUUUUUUUUUCUUUUCCAUAAUCUAUCGAAAGAAAUCUACAUAAUCGAAUGUGCACUGAAGCGAUGGUUAUAUAAUCGAAUGAAAAAGUUCAACGUAUCGAGGAGACCAAAGUAUCGUAAUUUAUGAAAAUACGGAAUGGAUCAGGACCAACCUGAGAUACUCGAGUUAACUCUUACAACUCCAGAAAUAAUGUUCUGCUGCAUAGUAUCACUUAUCAUAGGUGUGACGGGAGCAGGAACGACAAUUGGUGGUCUUUGAGCUUUACCAGUCGCAGCAACCGUUCUUCCUCCAUUUGAAACAACCGUCACCGUUGCCUUCAAAUACGGUGAAAUAUUCGCAGAUCUCGCGAUCACAUUCAUCUUUACGCGAAGACAAUACGCAAAAAUGAACGGACAAGUAAGUCGCAAAAUGCGAACGAACUAAGAAGUGUUCUAUCAAGCAGACGACAACGCCAUCUGCGAGAGAAAAUCCUCCGAUCUCAUUAAUUCCAUAUUAAAUGAUCUCGUUUUGAUGAAGGAAAAUAAUACGACAGAAUAUAUUCUUCAUUUACGAACACGACGUAAUAACGUCACUACGAAAUAUUUCAAUGGUACUUUUCGAGAUACGAUAGAGGGACCAUCGCUGUUUAUCGUUCAAUUGAAGACGUACGGACAUAUCUCUCUUUAGCUUGUCAUCGUUUCUCUACAAUUCCAGUGUAUAAAAAACGUUCGUUUAAAGUAAUAAUAAUUGAACGUAUCAAUUCAAUAACGUUUAAGCGUAUUCUUAUGAAUAAUUAUGAAUGAUAAUAGUUGGUAAUAUAGGACAAUUCGAGUGUUACCAAUCAGAGGCGUUGGAAAAACGCCGAACAUGGCGGUCGCGACGAAUUCGUUUGAUAGCUGGUUAAGCAAAAAAUUACAAGCAUUAAAUACGGACGAGGGUGUUUUCGGAUCUUACAUCAAAGGGAUAUUGGAGGGCGAUGAAACGGAGGAUGAAAAAGUCGAGGCGCUUGAAAGCAUACUCGCGGGCAUAACGGAGGACAAUAUAAGCAAGCAUGUAACCGAAAUCCUAAAUGCUUGGGCAGAAUGGUUACCAACGGAGGAAGUUGCCAGUCCUAAUGUGCCAACAGAGGAUGUCGAUGUCAGAUUGGCACGUAUGCUUGAAUCGCAGAGCCUUCCGACUACCAUUCAAAGAAGUUACACGGAGGAGGAGAGGCGAAUACGCGAGGCUAUAUUGGCCCAGUAUAGUCAAAUGUCCGAUGAAGGUGAUAGCGAGGGAGAUGGGGAAGAAGACGGUGCUGGAGGUGGAGAUUGCGGUAUUGAAAAGAAUUUGAAUGCCGCUACUAUAGCGCAACAAGAAAGAGAAAGGAGAGAGAAAGCAAAGUUAGAAAGUCAAAAAAAGAAAGAAAAGGACAAGGAAGAUAGAGAGAAACAGAAGCAAUUAAAGGAAGAGAAAAAGGAGAAGCGCAAGACACAGAAAGGAGAGAGAAGAAGGUAGCACGAUUGUGAAAAAAUCGUACAGUCGCUUCCUCAUUUUAAAACAAGUGGAUCCCAUUAUGGGCUGAUUUACUUAUCCAUGUUUCUUCUUUCGCAUGCAAAAGUCUAUCGUUCAUUAAUAUCCCUCUUUUAUUAUCAGAAAGAUACAUAUUUUAAGCGAAUUAUGUGACGCUUCUUCAUCGAGAUAAUACGUACUUCAUAUUACUUGUGGCAUAAUAGCGAAUCUUCUCGUGCCUUCGGUCUGUCUAAUAAUAUACAUUAUCGUUCGGUGUAAUCUCUCCUUUUAUCCAUUUAUCCUUUUUCUACUUUCUUUACGAUAUCGACGUUCCUUCGUAUUAUUUCGCUAUCUGCAUUCAGAGCUUGUAUACGAGUAAUAUUCACAGCUCCGUUUUUUUAAAUUUUAUAGUUAAAAAGUUGUUCCAACUAUUGAUGUAUAUACAUAUUGUACUUACCUGUAUGCACAGCAUACUGCCUUUUUUCUCUCUUUUUUUCUUGAUCUUUUUUUUUUUUUUUUCUUUUCCUUUUUUCUUUGAUUAAACGAAUCACGUAUUUAAUAUGUUAAAUAAACUGCUCUAAUCGCUAUAGAGAAAUAUUCUA
Messenger RNA from Vespa velutina, 2228 nucleotides. RefSeq names its product coiled-coil domain-containing protein 43. The record is from RefSeq and is a predicted model, not a curated record. The transcript is spliced from 5 exons. NCBI's taxonomy places the organism in Eukaryota, Metazoa, Arthropoda, Insecta, Hymenoptera, Vespidae. The coding region runs from base 1006 to 1632 and encodes 208 amino acids.